This is a messenger RNA of Caretta caretta (loggerhead turtle), 7512 nucleotides long. It is a transcript of the gene ACSS3, whose product is annotated as acyl-CoA synthetase short chain family member 3. Lineage: Eukaryota; Metazoa; Chordata; Testudines; Cheloniidae. Gene Ontology annotation, cellular component: mitochondrial matrix. The record is from RefSeq and is a predicted model, not a curated record. Gene Ontology annotation, molecular function: propionate-CoA ligase activity.
GAAGCGCUCCGCAGCAGAGAGCGGCGCCUGCAGCAGGCAGGGGAUCCAGCUCGGCUUUUUCGAGCGGCUUCCACGUGGCCCUUCAGUCGGGCUAGAGGGAGCCGCUCCCCAGCCGCACGGGACGGGACCGGUCAGCUGAGCGGCACCACCAUGGACCUCCAGCGCAGGGCGAUACGGCUCCUCGCCUGCAGCCGGGUCUGGGGCAAGGGCUGGCUGAGCGGGGCAGCCCCGCGCGGCGCAGCGAGCGCUCCCGCCGCCCGGCGCUGCUUCUGCGCCGGCCAGGCCCCCCCCGAGGGCGCGUACGAGCAAGCGUUCAGGGCUGCCGUGGCGGAGCCCGAGAAGUUGUGGGGAGAAGCCGCCGGGCGCAUCCAGUGGCACAAGCCCUGGGUGAAAAUCGUGGACAGGAGCAACCCGCUGGUCGCCUCCUGGUUUGUGGAUGGAGAGCUGAAUAUUUGUUAUAAUGCUGUAGAUCGUCAUGUUGAGAGUGGACAUGCAGACAAGAUUGCUGUUAUCUAUGAUAGUCCUGUGACAAACACUAAACAGGCUAUCACUUACAGAGAAGUUCUUGAACAGGUCUCCAAGUUAGCUGAUGUUAUGGUGAAAUACGGUGUGAAGAAAGGAGAUUGUGUUGUCAUCUACAUGCCCAUGAUUCCACAGACAGUAUAUACCAUGCUGGCAUGCGCAAGAAUAGGAGCCAUACAUAGCCUCAUUUUUGGUGGAUUUGCAUCUAAAGAGCUUUCUAGUCGCAUUGAUCAUGCAAAGCCUAAACUUGUUGUAACUGCAACUUUUGGGAUAGAACCAGGAAGGAGAGUGGAAUACAUGCCGCUUCUAGAAAGAGCACUGGAAAUGAUACAGCACCAACCUCAGAAAGUUCUCAUAUACAGUCGACCUCACUUGGGAACUGUUCCUCUAGUCUCAGGUCGUGACCUUGAUUGGGAUGAAGAAAUAGCAAAAGCCAAGCCUCAUGAUUGUGUUGCUGUUCGUUCAGAUCAUCCACUUUACAUUCUUUAUACAUCAGGAACGACUGGCUUGCCCAAGGGUGUUGUUAGACCAACAGGUGGCUAUGCGGUUAUGUUGAACUGGACAAUGUCCACUAUAUAUGGACUCAGACCUGGAGAGGUGUGGUGGGCAGCUUCUGACUUAGGCUGGGUAGUUGGCCAUUCCUACGUUUGUUAUGCACCUCUCCUGCAUGGGAAUACAACUGUUUUGUAUGAGGGGAAGCCUGUGGGAACGCCAGAUGCUGGUGCUUACUUCCGUGUGCUAGCAGAGCAUGGAGUGGCUGCCUUUUUUACUGCACCAACUGCAAUUAGAGCAAUCCGUCAGCAGGACCCUGAGGCAGAUUUGGGAAAGCAGUACUGUUUGACAAGGUUCCGAACAUUAUUUGUAGCUGGUGAACGCUGUGAUGUGGAGACAUUAGAAUGGUCCAAAAAAGUCUUCAAGGUCCCAGUGUUGGAUCACUGGUGGCAAACUGAAACUGGGUCUGCAAUUACUGCUUCCUGCAUUGGUUUGGGAAACUCAACAACUCCUCCACCAGGACAGGCAGGAAAACCAGUGCCAGGAUACAAUGUGAUGGUUCUGGAUGACAACAAGCAACCAGUGAAGGCCAAGACUUUAGGAAAUAUUGUGGUAAAGUUGCCUUUGCCUCCUGGAGCCUUCUCGGGUCUCUGGAAAAAUCAGGAAAUAUUCAAGGAGUUAUAUUUCCAAAAAUUUCAAGGAUACUAUGAUACCAUGGAUGCUGGGUACGUGGACGAAGAUGGCUACUUAUAUGUCAUGUCUCGAGUUGACGACGUGAUCAAUGUUGCAGGUCAUAGAAUUUCUGCAGGUGCAAUUGAGGAGUCUGUUCUUUCCCAUGGAGCUGUGGCUGAUUGUGCUGUUGUUGGCCAAGAGGAUGCCUUAAAAGGUCUUGUCCCAUUAGCGCUAUGUGUAUUAAGAAAUGGUAUAAAGAUAGAGGAGGAGAAAGUUUUGGAAGAAAUUGUUAAGUACGUUCGAGAAAGCAUUGGCCCAGUGGCAGCUUUCCGAAAGGCGGUAUUUGUGAAACAGAUACCAAAGACACGUUCCGGAAAAAUACCACGUUCUGCUCUUUCUGCUCUUGUCAAUGGCAAACCAUAUCAGAUAACUCCAACUGUUGAGGAUCCUGAUGUGUUUAAACACUUAGAAGAAGAACUGAAGAAAAAAAAAAUAAUGUGAUUUUUAUCCAUCAGACAGUGUCUUUUAACAGUAAACUUCCAAACGUCCGGAAUACAUGAAGAAAUUUUCUAUUUGGUAACGCAGUUAUAGAACAUAUUUUAGAUGUCUGAAAUAACCUGGCGCUAAUUUUAUUACUACAGAACUGUUGCUGCUUUCUCUGUCAUGUCGUCAUCAUCAUGGACAGCGAAACAUUCUGAGUUUUGGCAGUGUUUGUCAUUUGUAUUAUACUGGAGGUUUAGACAGAUAAGAAGUAGAUACUUACAGUAGAGAGUUUUAACAGAGCCCUGUAAAGAGGGUUCAUAAAUUCAUAGAGUUCAAGGCCAGAGGGGACCGUCAGAUCAUAUAGUCUGACUACCAUAUUACACGGGUUUUUAAUUUUACCUAGUAACAAAGAUCGCAUUAGCACCUUUUGCCACAGCAUCGCACUGGGAGCUUAUGUUGAUUUGCUCUACUGUGAACCCUAAAUCCUUUCCAGGAUACAGCCUCCCAUUCUGUAGGUAUGGCCCGUGUUCCUUGUUCUACUCCUGGUGGAAUUCUGUGCCAAAAAAAUUAAAAUUCUACGCACAAUAUUUUAAAAUUCUGCAAAAUUCUGCAUAUUUUAUUUGUCAAAAUAACACAAUAUAAUCACACCAGUUUCAAUUAUUUUUGAUCAUUUAUUUCAAAAUACCUGUCAGCAAGUAUGUCUGUAACAAUACAGACAACAAAAAAAGAUUCAGGAAAUGUUUUAUGACAAAUAGAUUCCUUACUAGGCAUAUUAAUGCAGAACUCUGAGUAAUAAUUCAUUUAAACUACAAUACAGAACUGUAUUUCCCGUAUCCCUCAGAAGCAGAGCAAAGGCUUGGGGGAGUCAGGGGUAACUGAGGAGCUGAGGGAGAGGGAGGUAAAUUGCUGGGAAGGAGGCUGGGUGUGAACUUGGAGGGCUGUUUGGUAUGGGUGAGUAAAGUAUGGAACAGGUAUUUUUGGGAGGGGGCAGGGAGGGAUUGUUAAGGAGCUUCCCCCAUGCAGACCCUGGCUUACUCCUAGCCUCUCCCAUUCAGUCAGGCACAUGGACCCCUGUCUCCAUGAGUCUCCCGCCCUCAUCCAGCCACUCCCCAUCACUAUGUAGCUCUGCUCCACCUCCCCUUGUCGCCAUAUGGCUCUGCACCUCUCUCCUGCCAUGGCCCCAUGCCUCCACUCCCAUUCAGCCCCUGCCCCAGUCCUCCCCCUAGCCCUUAUGAGCCCCUGUCUGCCUCUCCCUGCAACUUUGGUGGGCAAACGGCAGAACUGUUUCAUACCUACAAAAAAAUCAUACCUACAAAACAGAACAGUCCAGUUUUGGGCCCCACACUUCAAGAAGGAUGUGGAUAAAUUGGAGAGAGUCCAGCGAAGGGCAACAAAAAUGAUUAGGGGUCUGGAACACAUGACUUAUGAGGAGAGGCUGAGGGAGCUGGGAUUGUUUAGCCUGCAGAAGAGAAGAAUGAGGGGGGAUUUGAUAGCUGCUUUCAACUACCUGAAAGGGGGUUCCAAAGAGGAUGGCUCUAGACUGUUCUCAAUGGUAGCAGAUGACAGAACGAGGAGUAAUGGUCUCAAGCUGCAGUGGGGGAGGUUUAGAUUGGAUAUUAGGAAAAACUUUUUCACUAAGAGGGUGGUGAAACACUGGAAUGCGUUACCUAGGGAGGUGGUAGAAUCUCCUUCCUUAGAGGUUUUUAAGGUCAGGCUUGACAAAGCCCUGGCUGGGAUGAUUUAACUGGGAAUUGGUCCUGCUUCGAGCAGGGGGUUGGACUAGAUGACCUUCUGGGGUCCCUUCCAACCCUUAUAUUCUAUGAUUCUAUGAACUGCAGCAGUAUUUUGGCAGAAGCUUUUUCUGCUUGAAAAAUUAGAAAUCUGUGGGGCUCAUUAAAUAUGUGCGCACACAGUAGCACAGAAUUCCCCCAGGAGUACUUGUUUUUAGAUGUAUAACUUUGCAUUUGCCUGUAUUUGGAUGCAUUUUGUUUGCAUAGUCCCCGGUUACCAAAUUAUCCAGAUUGCUCUGCAUGACUGGUGAAAUGGUAAAUAAUGAUGAGGACUGGGCAAUCUAUGUCAUCUGCAAAUUGGAUCCCUAGUGAUUUUUAUAUUUACGUUCAGUUCACUGAUGAAAAUGUUGAAUUGCAUCAAGCGUCAUACCAAUCCCAGUGGAUUCCCACUAGAAAUAUCUCCAUUCGAUGCUUAUUCCCCAUUGGCAAUUACUUUUUGACAGACAUUUUUUAGCCAGUUCUUAAUUCGUUUCACUGUGCUUUAUUGAUAAUCGUAUACUGCUAAUUCUUUUAAUCAGAAUGUUGUGUGAUACUUUGUCAAAAUCACUUACAAAUAUGUAUAUUACAUCUGUGCUGUUACGUUUGUCAACCAAACUUGUAAGCUUUUCAAAAUGAAAUCAGGUUUGUUUGGCAAGACCUAAUUUCAUAAACCAUGUUGCCUAACAUUAAUUACAUUCCUAUCCUUCAAUUCUUUAUCUGUUGAAUCCGGUGGCAGCUUUUCCUUUAGUUCACCCAGCAUUGAUUUCUGGCUACCUGGCCUAUAUUUACCCAGGUCAUCUCACUUGUCCUUCUUGAAUAUUGGCACAUUUCUCCACUCUUCUGGAAGUUUUUUGAAAGUUAUCCAGGCCUACUGAAUUGAAAAUGUUAAUCACUAGUAGAUGUUGCUUAACAUCCUCUUGGUUACUAAUGGACUGGACAAUACAAGCGUAUAAUCUUGCUUCAGUUCAAAUAUAAAAUGCAGAUAUUUAUUGAAAACUUCUGCCUUUUCUUCAGCAGUAUUAACAAUUUUACCAUCUCUGCCUAGUAAUGGGCCUAUACCAUUGCUAGGAUUUCUUUUAUUCCUAAUAUACUUUAAAAAUUCCUUCUUAUUAUCCUUAACCCUAGCAGCCAGGGAUUUCCCCUGAUGUGUUUAGCUUCCCUUAUCCAUUUUCUACACUUCACACAUUCUUAUUUAUAUCAAUUGCUAUUCCUUCCCUUUUUCCAUUUGUUGUAUGCUGAUUUUUUUAUUCCUAAUUGCUGCCUUCGCUUUGCCACUGAACUAGGAUGAGCUUUUAGCCAAAGUUUUUAUCUUCCUUUAUUGUGGACUUAUGGCUUUUUGGCCAUUGUCUUGGUGGUGGAGCAUGCUAAUUUGCCUGAUGCUUUUCAUGUGUAUCUUUACUUUAAAGUAAUGUCACAAAUAGAGGGAAAAGAAGGAAGGAAAGACAAAGACUAAAUUAGGACUGGAUAUCUUUCUAAAAUAUAUCUCUAGCUCCUACAAAAAUUAUGGGAUUGAUGCAGAAAUUACUGGGUGAGGUUCUAUGGUCUGUGUUAUGCAGGAGGUGACUGUAGAUAAUCAUAAUAGUCCCUUCCAGCCUUAAAAUCUGUGAACAUCUGAUUAUGGCUGACCAUCACUGGCUAAUUGAUGACAAACAAAGAGCCACUGAGCACCUUUUUAACAGCUGUUUCUGACCUCCUUCCUCCCCUCCGCCCCCUCCCACCCACCAUAAAGCAGAGCUGUCUUUCCUGGGUAAGCCUCAGACAAACUCUGCCCCACCUUAGUUGUGGUGCAGUCAUUCUCGCAAGGUGCUAAAUAUCCCAGAGAGUUGUUUGAGCACCCCUAUGCCUUUAUGAGGUCAUUGGAGGCUGCAGCUGCCAAGCCAGUCACAGGAGAGAGCCUGUACAUUUGAGUGUGUUCUAGGUUUCAAGUGGUAGUUUUUAGUGCAUAAUGAAAUUAAUAGUCUUUGUUAUUUUUAAAUAAGUAUUCACAAAAUUCGUACAACAGAUCUUAAAAAACAAACAAAUUCAAAACAAAGUCAGCAUUUCCUGCCAUAGGAAAUGACACGAAGCAAUAAAAGUUGCUAUAAUGAAUGAGAGACUCACUUAGUGAAGCUCUGCUAUGGGAGAGCCCCUUAGUGAAGAUAGUUUAGGGAUCUCCAGUUAUUUUUCCAGAUCGGUCCAUACCUGAGGGAUAUAUUUUGUUUCUAUAGGGAUUUAUAGAUACCCUAAGAGUAUCUAUAGGGAUUUAUAAGACUAUGCCUUAUUUUUUGCUAUGGGCAGUAUCUCCUUAAAAAAAGAAGACAUCCAGGAGGAUAGCCAUCAACUAAUGAGUAAAGGUAGGAGGCUGUUAAGUGACACAGUACUGGAACCAGAUAAAACAGCAGACUGAUCAUAAUGGCUGGGAGGGUGUUAUAGAUAUAUAUAUAUACACACAUAUAUUAAAAAAAAUAAAGGUGACUCCCAUUUGAAUGCUCUCUUGGGCCCGGCUCCUGCAAACUGUUCUGGGUGAGUGUGGAGCUCUGCCUUUGCAGAACAGUUUGCAGGACUGGAGCCAUAGCUGGUAACUGUAAAAUAUUCCAGAAAGUUCUUGCCUUGCACUGAAAACCUGGGACCGAAGCAAUGAAAUAGUGAGACUGGAACCAAAUAUGAUGGAAGAAACCACUACACUAUCAGAUAGAAUGAGUAGAGUUACAUAAUAAUUGAGUCCUUAGUUAAUUUUAUGCUUUACCCACCAGGAUGAAUAAAUUAACGAUCCUGUUCUCCUGUUCAAUUCAGGUGCAUGAAUUGAAUGGCAUGGCCCAGCAGCAGGACUAGCCACUACUUAAGACCUCAAAAUAAGGGUUGAGGGGGACUUACAUAGGGGAUAGGCUCUCUGCACAGGUUUUAAAUUUUCUCUCGUAAGACACUUAGGGAUGUGAGUAAGUUUGCUCAUGCGAGUAGUACUGUUGAAUUCAGUAAAGUUACUCACCUAUCUGUUUGCAGGAUCAGCUCCUUAAUUUCCUCAGUUUGGCUAUAAAAAUGACAUUUUUGCAACGUUCUCCUUCUACUGCAUUUGCUGUCUCUUUGUAGGCAUCUAAGAUGAUCUCUAUGCAUGUAUGUGUAGCUUUGGAGGGAAGACUGAGAUGUCCCUAUGAAUGCUGCAAUGCUGUCUGUCUACUUCGCUUUGUUAGCUAACUAAUGUUAACUUAAAGUGUACUGCCUAAUAUGGAGUGAAUCAAAAGCUCCAACUUCAGAAUUUUCCCCCUCUGAAGAGUAGUGUUAAGCUCUGAGAUAUAAAAUUGCAGAAAAGCUAAAUAACAACAGAUAUGGCAGCUGUAAAUAUAAACCAAGAGCCUUAUUCACCACUGCCUUGCAUUUUGUUUAGAUCGGUGUGGAAAAUGAUACCAAAUCAGAUGUCAAAUAUUUUUUGUGAAUAUGAAAAAUUCAGUAUAGCAAGCUAGUUUUCUUUGUACUUUACUCAAACCAGAACUACUUUAUGAGGCAUUAGUUUGGAUGCAGGUGUCUUAUCCUGUGGACUGUAGAGUUGUAUGCUAGCUGCUUUCCUAUGUAAUAAAAUUGAUGAACAUUUAAAAGUAAA